AUGUGGGGGGAUGUUCAAGUUAAGUGGUCGCAUUUGGAUGCCAAUGGGGCGUCGGGAGGCAUUGUCACGAUGUGGAAAAAGGAUUUCUUCAUUCUCAAUAAUAGUUUUAGAGGAGAGGGUUUCUUGGGCCUUUGUGUGGAGAAGGGAGGCAAACUUAUUUACUUUGUGAAUGUUUAUGCUUCUUGUGACAUAGCCACGAAAAAAAGAACUUGGGAAAGGAUAUGCGAGUUCAGAAAGAAUAACAAUAAAGGAUCUUGGUGCAUAGGAGGAGAUUUAAAUUCUAUCUCUUCAUUAGAAGAAAGAAUUGGAGUUUCAAUACGAAGUUAUAGGAGGGAGAUAACGAUAUUGAAUGAGUUCAUAGAGGAAAUGGAGUUGGUGGAUCUACCUACGGUAGGAGGCAAGUUUACUUGGAUUAAAAGUAAUGGCAAGGCCAUGAGUAGGUUAGAUAGAUUCCUUCUAUCGGAUUGCUUUGUAGAAGAUUGGAAGUUGGAUAGCCAACAUAUUGUUGAGAGGGAUGUGUACGACCAUGCUCCUAUUUGGUUGAAAGAUAAUAGAAAGGAUUGGGGUCCUAAACAUUUUAAGUUCAACAAUAUGUGGUUCAAGCAUGAGGAUUUUGAUACUUUCGUGUAG
This is a messenger RNA of Vicia villosa (hairy vetch), 630 nucleotides long. RefSeq lists its product as uncharacterized. NCBI's taxonomy places the organism in Eukaryota, Viridiplantae, Streptophyta, Magnoliopsida, Fabales, Fabaceae. Bases 1 to 630 code for a protein of 209 amino acids. The record is from RefSeq and is a predicted model, not a curated record. The transcript has a single exon.